AUGGCCUCUACGCACCAGGGACACCAGAGUGUGAAGGUCGUGAAGCUCGCUUCCACUUCGUUUCUGCCUUUCCCCGGAACCAGCACGCAACCCAAUUGGAACAUCAUUUUCAACUCCAAUGUCACUGGCUUGUGGCUCAUCUACCUGAAGGAUCCUACCAGCUCACCUUCUGCGCACGGCUGGGUCAUUGGGUUGGUCACCGCAAGUGGCCAGGCUCUCCACGUCUACCCGAAGCAGACCAGCUGCACUGCGACCAUGGCAAUUGUCUGCCAACCUGCUUGUGCCGAGAGCGAUUUCACCGCCGCUAAAAGCUUUGCUCAGAUGGCCGGCUCCCACAGACACUUUGGGCGGGCCAUGCUUCAGGGGGUCAAAAUCGGACACAUCUUCUUGGGGCUGAAUGAGGUUCUGGAUCUGUGCGGCCAUUGUCCUCGUAGACUUCUUCAGGAAGUGAAGCGGCGCGACACAUUCGGCGAUUGUGUGAUCAAGGAGACCCGAGGCUGUCUCUUAAAUCCCAACGGCCAGGGCAUGUCGCUCGAGAUCACUAAAGGCCAGGCUCGGGUCCAUAUGUGGUCCAAGAACGGAAUCAAGGCGCUGAAGGAAUGCAAUGCGCGCAUGGAAUGGUUCAGGCUGGUGGAUGCACAGUAG
Messenger RNA from Anthostomella pinea, 645 nucleotides. Lineage: Eukaryota; Fungi; Ascomycota; Sordariomycetes; Xylariales; Xylariaceae. The record is from the annotation of a GenBank genome assembly.